Penicillium bovifimosum is the source of this 306-nucleotide messenger RNA. Its product is annotated as mitochondrial 37S ribosomal protein mS37. Gene Ontology annotation, biological process: mitochondrial translation. The transcript is spliced from 3 exons. Lineage: Eukaryota; Fungi; Ascomycota; Eurotiomycetes; Eurotiales; Aspergillaceae. Gene Ontology annotation, molecular function: structural constituent of ribosome. The coding region runs from base 1 to 306 and encodes 101 amino acids. Gene Ontology annotation, cellular component: mitochondrial small ribosomal subunit. The record is from RefSeq and is a predicted model, not a curated record.
AUGGCUCCCAAGGGCGUCUCCACCCGGCUGAACCCGAUGCGUCUCAACACCAUCAACCACCUCCGUGUUCGCCGGCCGAAUCAGCAUGAGCAGAACCCCUGCGUGACAGUCAUGUCCUCUAUGCUCAACUGCUGGGCUUCCGCUGGAUACGGCGCCGAAGGCUGCGCUGCCCUUGAGGCUCAAUUGCGGAAGUGCAUGGACGCACCGAGAUCCAAGGAGCAGAAGAAGAACACCGUCAACUACCACCUGAUGAGAAUGUACCCCAAGGUCGUUGGCCCCCGCAAGAAGGACGGUGUUCUUGGUUAA